CCCGCUGCGCGGGCUUUUUGGACGUUUGCUGCCGCGGAGAAGCCGAGUUCCAUGAUAGAGCAACAAUGGACCAGAAAAUAUUAUCUCUAGCAGCAGAAAAAACAGCAGACAAACUGCAGGAAUUUCUUCAAUCCUUGAAAGACUGUGAUGUAGCUAAUCUCCUUCAGAAUCAGGCAGUGAAAGGAAAAUCUCCUGGAGCUCUCCUGCGAGCCAUCUUCAAAGGUUCCCCCUGCUCUGAGGAAGCUGGAGCUCUUAGGAGACUUAAGGUAUACAUUCGCUGUCUCCAGUUGGUGGAGUCAGGGGAUUUGCAGAAAGAAGUAGCAUCUGAGAUUUUAGGAUUACUAAUGCUGGAGGCUCACUAUUUUCCAGGACCCUUACUGGUUGAAUUAGCCAAUGAGUUUGUUAGUGCAAUCAAGGAGGGAAGACUAAAGAAUGGAAAAUCUUUGGAGUUAUUACCCAUUAUCCUCACUGCCCUUGCUGCCAAAAAGGAAAAUGUGGCUUAUGGAAAAGGUGAACUAUGUGGGGAAGAAUGUAAGAAGCAGCUGAUUAAUACCCUGUGUUCUGGCAGAUGGGAUCGGCAGUAUGUAAUCCAACUCACUUCUAUGUUCAAGGAUGUCCCUUUGACUGCAGAAGAAGUGGAAUUUGUGACCGAAAAAGUCUUGAGGAUGUUCUCCAAGUUGAAUCUUCAAGAAAUACCACCUUUGGUCUAUCAGCUUCUGGUUUUCUCUUCAAAGGGAAACAGAAAGAAGGCUUUGGAAGGAAUCAUAACUUUCUUCAAUGAGCUAGAUAAGCAGCACAAUGAGGACCAGAGUGGUGAUGAGUUGUUGGAUCUUGUUACCGUACCAGCAGGUGAACUUCGUCAUGUGGAAGGCACCGUUAUUCUACAUAUUGUGUUUGCCAUCAAAUUGGACUGUGAACUAGGCAGAGAGCUCCUGAAACACUUAAAGGCAGGACAGCAAGGAGAUUUCGGUAAUAAUAUAUGUCCCUUCAGCAUUGCCCUCCUGCUCUCUAUAACCAGAAUACAAAGAUUUGAGGAACAGGUGUUUGACCUUUUAAAAGCUUCAGUUGUUAAAAGCUUUAAGGAUCUUCAGCUUCUCCAAGGCUCAAAAUUUCUUCAGAAUCUAGUCCCUCAUCGGUCUUGUAUUUCAACCAUGAUCUUGGAAGUGGUGAAGAAUAGUGUUCAUAGUUGGGAUCAUGUAACUCAGGGCCUGGUAGAACUUGGCUUCAUUUUAAUGGAUUCAUAUGGGCCAAAGAAAAUUCUUGAUGGAAAAGCUAUUGAAACCAGCUCAUGUCUUUCUAAAAAACCAACCCAGCUUUCAUGUAAGCUGGGAGCUGAUAUCCUGUUGGAAACUUUUAAGAUCCAUGAGAUGAUCAGACAAGAAAUCCUGGAGCAAGUCCUCAACAGGGUUGUGACCAGAGCAUCCUCUCCCAUAAGUCAUUUCUUAGAUCUGCUUUCAAAUAUCAUCACGUAUUCACCCUUAGUUCUUCAAAGUUGUUCUGCUAAAGUCACAGAAACUUUUGACUAUUUAUCCUUUCUGCCGCUUCCAACUGUACAAGGGCUGCUGAAGGCAGUCCAGCCCCUUCUCAAAGUCAGCAUGUCUGUGAGAGACUCCUUGAUACUCGUCCUUCGGAAAGCCAUGUUCGCCAGCCAGCUCGAGGCCCGGAAAUCCGCAGUUGCCGGGUUUUUGCUGCUCCUGAAGAACUUCAAGGUUUUGGGCAGCUUGUCCUCCUCCCAGUGCAGUCAGUCCAUUGGGGCCAGCCAGGUCCAUGUGGAUGUUCACAGCCGUUACAAUUCUGUUGCCAAUGAAACUUUUUGCCUUGAGAUCAUGGACAGUUUGAGGAGAUGCUUAGGCCAGCAGGCUGAUGUUCGACUCAUGCUUUAUGAGGGUUUCUAUGAUGUCCUUCGAAGGAACUCUCAGCUGGCUAAUUCAAUCAUGCAGACUCUACUUGUACAGUUAAAACAGUUCUAUGAGCCAAAACCUGAUGUGCUGCCGCCUCUGAAAUUAGAAGCUUGUAUUUUAAUCCAGGGAGAUCGAAUCUGUCUACAAGAACCACUGGAUUAUCUGCUGUGUUGUGUCCAGCACUGUCUGGCCUGGUGUAGGAAGAGAGUGGUGCCCCUACGGCGGGGGGAGGAGGAGGAGGAGGAGGAGGAGGAGGAGGAAGGGGUCUACCGAGAACUGGAGGACCUGCUGGAGUCCAUUACGACCAGAACGAUCAAGAGUGAGCUAGAGGACUUUGAACUGGAUAAAUCAGCAGAUUUUUCUCAGAACACUGGUGUUGGCAUCAAAAAUAAUAUCUGUGCUUCUCUUGUGAUGGGGGUUUGUGAGGUUCUCAUAGAAUAUAACUUCUCCAUAAGUAAUUUUAGUAAGAAUAAGCUUGCGGAGGUUCUGAGCUUAUUUAUGUGUUACAAGAAACUCUCUGACAUCCUUAACGAAAAGGCUGGCAAAGGCAAAACUAAAACGGCCAACAAAACAAAUGAUAGUUUUUUGUCCAUGAAAUUUGUGUCUGAUCUUCUCACUGCUCUUUUCAGGGACAGUGCCCAGAGUCACGAAGAGAGCCUGUCAGUUCUAAGGUCCAACAAUGAGUUUAUGCGCUACGCAGUGAGUGUGGCUCUGCAAAAGGUACAGCAGCUAAAGGAAACGGGGCAUGUGCGUGGCCCCGAUGGCCAAAACCCAGAGAAGAUCUUCCAGAACCUCUGCGAUAUAACUCGGGUCUUAAUUUGGAGAUACACUUCCAUUCCUACUUCCGUGGAAGAUUCGGGAAAGAAAGAGAAAGGAAAGAGCAUCUCCCUGCUGUGCUUGGAGGGCCUACAGAAGAUAUUCAGUGCUGUGCAGCAGUUCUUUGAGCCCAGGAUUCAGCACUUCCUCAGGGCUCUAGAUGCCACAGAUGACGACGGAGAGGAGGGGGGAGGCAGUGUCACUCACAGAGCAGCGUUCCAGAUCCGGCAGUUCCAGAGGUCCUUGUUGAAUUUACUGAGCGGCCAAGAGGAAGACUUUAAUGGCAGAGAAGCCCUCCUACUGGUCACUGUUCUCUCCAACUUGUCCAAGCUGCUGGAGCCGUCCUCCCCUCAGUUUGUGCAGAUGUUAUCCUGGACAUCCAAGAUUUGCAAGGAAAACAGCCAAGAGGAUGCCUCGUUUUGUAAGGGCUUGAUGAGUUUGCUCUUCAGCCUCCAUGUUUUGUAUAAGAGUCCGGUCACCCUGCUGCGUGACUUGUCCCAGGACAUCCACGGGCAUCUGGGAGACAUAGACCAGGAUGUAGAGAUGGAGAAAACAAACCACUUUGCGAUGGUGACUUUGAGAACAGCUGCCCCUACUGUUUGUUUACUUGUUCUGAGUCAGGCUGAGAAAGUCCUAGAAGAAGUGGACUGGCUGAUCACCAAGCUUAAGGGACAAGUGAGCCAAGAAAUGCUAUCAGAAGAGGCCUCUUCUCAGUCAGUCCUGCCCAGUCAUCCUGUCGAGAAAGCUGUCAUCAUACAGCUGGGAACUCUGCUUACGUUUUUCCAUGAGCUGGUGCAGACGGCCCUGCCAUCGGGCAGCUGUGUGGACAUCUUGUUAAAGGGCCUGUGCAAAAUGUACACCAUCCUCACUGCACUUGUCAGAUACUAUCUCCAGGUUUGUCAGAGCUCCGGAGGAAUUCCGAAAAAUAUGGAAAAGCUGGUGAAACUGUCUGGUUCUCAUUUGACCCCCCUGUGCUAUUCUUUCAUUUCUUACAUUCAGAACAAGAGGAGUCAGAGCCUAAAACACACAGGAGAGAAGAAAAAGGGGAAAGCCGCUGCUGUUGCUCCGGCCAUGGCCCGAGUUCUGCGGGAAACCAAGCCAAUCCCUAAUCUCAUCUUUGCCAUCGAACAGUAUGAAAAGUUCCUCAUCCACCUGUCGAAGAAGUCCAAGGUGAACCUGAUGCAGCACAUGAAGCUCAGCACCUCCCGGGACUUCAAGAUCAAAGGGAACAUCCUGGACAUGGUUUUUCGAGUGGAGGAGGAGGAGGGCGGCGACGAUGACGACGAAGACGACGACGACGACGAGGGCGCUGCAGCAGAGCGCGAGGGGCAGGACCGAGAACCCGCCACGAAGAGACGGAGAAGAGAAACGAAAUGCCUGAGUUAAUGUGAACUUCGGGGCUUCUGCUUUCUUGUUACCCAACACGCACGGCGCCCCGGUUCCGACUCCACUGCACCUUCAGGUGGGGGCCGGCCUGAGGCAGACCCGUUUGCAGAGAGCGCAGCUGAAGCAGCCUGAGUGUGGGAGCCCGCGGCACCCCGACGAAGCUCCACGGGAGCAAAUACGGGGCCUCUGGGCAGAGCUACGGGCCGGGCUUCAUUUUUCCAAGGAGCCUUUGGUGAGUUCAAGGAUCUGGUAGAUGUCCAGCGCUUCACCUGAAAGACAGUGCGAGCCGCUCAGGAGGUUUCCCCGGAAGCGAGCAGGGAGGCUGGAGGAGGGGCAGGGUCACCCGGGGGAGUGUCCCUAAGAAGUUAACUAUCUUUUUCCUUUAACUUGUUCCAAGUAUUCAAAGCACAGUUCCUUCCACCUGAGAAUGCACUUUAACCUUCUACAAUAAAUCUUAAAAAGCA
This is a messenger RNA of Hyaena hyaena (striped hyena), 4567 nucleotides long. It is a transcript of the gene FANCI, whose product is annotated as FA complementation group I. The record is from RefSeq and is a predicted model, not a curated record. The coding region runs from base 66 to 4103 and encodes 1345 amino acids. Lineage: Eukaryota; Metazoa; Chordata; Mammalia; Carnivora; Hyaenidae. Gene Ontology annotation, biological process: DNA repair. The transcript is spliced from 38 exons. Gene Ontology annotation, molecular function: DNA polymerase binding.